This is a messenger RNA of Brassica napus (rape), 1209 nucleotides long. RefSeq names its product epoxide hydrolase A-like. The transcript is spliced from 3 exons. Bases 83 to 1105 code for a protein of 340 amino acids. The record is from RefSeq and is a predicted model, not a curated record. Gene Ontology annotation, molecular function: epoxide hydrolase activity. NCBI's taxonomy places the organism in Eukaryota, Viridiplantae, Streptophyta, Magnoliopsida, Brassicales, Brassicaceae.
AAAGAGUUUAGCAACAGAACUAAAGUAAUUUCAUUUAAGUUCUCUAUUUAUAUCACAACAAAAACUACUCUCCUACACAUUCAUGGAUCCAACAAAAAAUAGAGGAGAAAUGGAGGGAAUCGAUCAUAGGAUGGUGAGCGUCAAUGGCAUCACGAUGCACAUUGCCGAGAAAGGUCCCAAAGAAGGAACCGUGGUGCUUCUCCUCCACGGAUUCCCUGAUCUCUGGUACACUUGGCGUCACCAGAUCACUGCGUUAUCAUCUCUAGGUCACCGAGCCGUAGCUCCAGACCUCCGAGGCUACGGAGAGUCUGACUCGCCGGAGUGUUUCUCAGAGUACACGUGUCUUCACCUCGUGGGUGACCUCGUGGCUCUUAUUGACAGUGUUUCUGGAGAUCAAGAGAAGGUGUUUCUGGUGGGUCAUGACUGGGGGGCUAUUGUCGGAUGGUAUCUCUGUUUGUUCCGACCGGAGAAGAUUAAGGGUUUUGUGUGUUUGAGUGUGCCUUAUAAGCCAAGAAACCCUAAGGUCAAGCCUGUUGAAGGGUUUAAGGCUGUGUUUGGAGAUGAUUACUACAUUUGUAGAUUUCAGGAACCAGGGAAGGCUGAGAGAGAGAUUGCAUGUGCAGAUCCAAGAAGAGUUCUGAAGAACAUCUUCAUAGGGAGGGAACUCGGCCCACCGAUUCUACCUAAGGAUAACCCCUUUGGAGCAAACCCUAACCCUAACUGCGAACAAGUUAAACUUCCUGAAUGGUUUUCAAAGGAAGAUCUCGACUACUACGUCUCCAAAUUCAAGAAGACAGGAUUUACCGGUGGACUUAACUACUACAGAGCCAUGGAUCUGACAUGGGAACUCACUGCACCAUGGACCGGGGCAAAGAUUCAAGUUCCGGUGAAGUUCAUGACCGGUGAUUUGGACAUGGUUUACACCACGCCGGGGGUUAAAGAGUACAUUCACGGUGGUGGAUUUGCUGCAGAUGUUCCAAAUCUUCAGGAGGUAGUUGUGAUUGAAGAUGCUGGUCACUUUGCCAACCAAGAGAAACCUCAAGAGGUCACUGCUCACAUCAAUGACUUCUUUACCAAGCUUCAGGACAACUACAAAAGCUUUUAGGGUUCUUGGUGAAGUCUGUUUUAUUGACUCUCAAAUAACAAUCUCGUUCUUGCAAAUGUUGUACUUCGAUCGAACAGAUUAUGAAUAAGAUAUAAAUUGCAGGA